Messenger RNA from Blepharisma stoltei, 1213 nucleotides. Lineage: Eukaryota; Ciliophora; Heterotrichea; Heterotrichida; Blepharismidae. The record is from the annotation of a GenBank genome assembly.
AUGGAGUUGAAUUUUCUGGUAGUUACUGAUAGCCAUGAGGGAUAUGAAGAAUUAGAAACAAUUGUAGAAAAAAGUAAGCCUGACAUUGUCCUACAUGCUGGAGAUUUUUCAAGAGGUUAUGAUAAUCUUCCAUCUGUAUGAAGACAGUUAGAAAUUUUGGAGCAAUUAGAUAAGCCGAUUUAUUGGAUACCUGGAAAUCAUGAUCAUAAUUGCUUUAUUCUCCAUAUGAACCCUUUGAGAGAAUUUCCAGGCAAUUUCUGUGAGUAUCUAAGUAGCAAAAAAUUUAUUUUAUUAGGAGAUGUUGCGCAUGAAAUAGUUCCUGGACUAUUUAUUGCAGGACUAGGAGGGGCGCCGCCAAGUUUUGUAGGAGAUGAAGAAAGAUAUUAUGGAAAACCAUAUCAAACAAGAACGAUUUGCAACUGAGUAGUAAGACGAGUAUUGCAUCCCCAAUUGCAUAUGCCAGGGCAAUAUAUUCUUUUAACUCAUUUCGGACCUUUAGGGAGUAAUACCUCCAAGUGUUUCGAUGAUGGAAUUGAAUCAGGGAACCAAGGACUGGCUGAUUUAUUGAAUGAACUUCAUGAUACAAUUUUGGUAAAUUUUCAUGGUCAUCAGCAUUGUGGGAAAGGGAUUUUUGAUCUAGAAGGUGUUCCUGUUGUAAACCCAGGCCCAUCAGUGUUUGGCAAGAUAAAAUUGAAUAACAAUCGUUGGGAGAUAGUUGAAAUAAAACUACUGCAAAAUGAGCACUAUAGCUUUUUUUGCAUAUUUGCUUUGAAAGCAAUGAGGCUUGAAAUAGUGGGCAAGGCCUAUUUCCAAGGUAAAACUACUAUAAGGAGCAACGAGCGAUUUUGAAGCAGACUAAUAAUUUAAAUCUAUUUAAGAACCGAUAAGUAUUUAUUUCUUAUGAAGCAUUUAUUCCCUGUGCUCAUGCUCAAUGCUCUAGUUUCAUGGAAAUUGCUGUUCUCCGCCCAUGCAUUAGUAUUGCUGCCAUGAUGAUUCGAUCAGAGUAUGCCCACAUUGCAGUUCUCCCUAUUUUAAACUUCAGGAUACUAAUCUCAUGAAACUAGAGCAUUGAGCAUGAGCGCAAAUAAAUUUAAAUUAUUAUCUGAUUCAAAGUUGCUCCUUGUUAUUUUACGUAUUUUUACCUUGGAAAUAGUACUUGCAUUCUAUUCCAGCUCUCAUUACUUUCAAAGCAAAUAUGCAAAAAUAGCUAUAA